AUGCCCUUGUACAGCCAGUCAGCUUCCCUGCCCCGUCGCCAGUUCCUUCUUUCCCUGCGCUGCAGGUGGCGGCGCAACUGCCUCCACCGCUGGGGGAAUCUGAGCCAGCCCCGCGGGUCCCACCCCACCCAGCGCCGCGGGUCUCGCCCCGCCCGGCACUGCGGGCCCUGCCCUGCCCAGCCCUGCGGGCAGCGCCGGUCCCUGCGGCACCGCCUCCCGGGCCCGCGGGGCCGUCCCAACCAGCCCCACGGCUUCCGUAACCCGGAGUACAUGUGGCUGCUGUCCCCUACCCAGCGGGGGAGGCACUCCCUCCAGCCUCGCCGCCCCCACUGGCCCGCCGGGCGGCCUCGCCGCCUUCCGCCGGACCGGUCCCAGUUCAAGAUGAUGCUGAAAACGACGCCGAGCCCGCGGAACUGUCAUCAGAGCCGCCCGCGGUCCCGCCGCCCCCAGCGGAAGGUGGCGCGGCACCUGCACCCAGGCGGGCGGAGGCGCGACCAGUGCAGCCCCCCGCAGGAGGCGGUGGGACCCGCGGCCCCAGCGCGGAGACUGGCGCAUGUCACAGCCCGCCUUGGCCCUGCCGCCGCCCGCCGCUGGCCGCCGCCACGUCUCGGCUCCCGGCCCCUUCAUGCUCGGCGGACGACAUGCCCGUUUUGUAGCUGGAGCCCCCUCCUCUCGUCCCGUAAGUUCAGGACCAAACGUUCUGUGCUCGUCCGGCGGCUCUGGCGGAGCCGUGCACCCGGCGGAAAGGAGGAGGAGGUGGCGGCGGGCGAGUCCGGCGCGCCCGUGGCCGAGGCCGAGGCCCGGGCGCCUGCCUGCGGCGGGGAGUGCGGGUGCUGCCCGGGCAAGGCGGGCUGCGGCGGGCGGGCGUCGGCGGGCGCGGAGGCGGAACUGAAGGCGCUGAUCCACGCCGUGCUGAAACGGCUGAAGGAGCGGCAGCUGGAGGAGCUGCUGCACGCCGUGGAGUCCCGCGGUGGGUUGCGGACCCCCUGCCUGCUGCUGCCCGCCAAGGCUGACUCCCGGCUGGGCCAGCACUGGUACCCUCUGCCGAUGCUGCUCUGCAAGGUGUUCCGCUGGCCCGACCUCCGCCACUGCUCCGAAGUGAAGCGAUUAUGUUGCUGUGAAUCCUACAGCAAGGCUCACCCCGAGCUUGUUUGCUGCAACCCGCACCACCUCAGCCGGCUGUGCGAGCUAGAGUCUCCCCCUCCACCCUACUCCAGAUAUUCAAUGGAUUUUCUCAAGCCAAGUGCAAAUUGUCCAGAUUCUGUGCCUUCCUCCACUGAAACAGGGAGAACUAAUUGUCUAGCCUCUGGGAGGCUUUCAGAUUCCCAAGUUCUUCAGGAGCCAGGGGAUUGGUCACAUUGGUGUGUGGUGGCAUACUGGGAAGAGAAGACACGUGUGGGUCGGCUGUACUCUGUCCAAGAGCCCUCCCUGGAUAUCUUCUAUGAUCUACCUCAGGGGAAUGGUUUCUGCCUCGGACAGCUCAACUCAGAAAACAAAAGCCAACUGGUGCAGAAGGUCCGCGGCAAGAUUGGCUACGGCAUCCAGCUCACCAGGGAAGUGGAUGGAGUGUGGGUGUACAACCGCAGCAGUUACCCCAUCUUCAUCAAGUCAGCCACACUGGACAACCCCAAGUCCAGGAUGUUGCUGGUUCACAAACUGUUUCCAGGUUUUUCCAUCAAGGCUUUUGACUAUGAGAAGGCGUACAGCUUGCAGAGACCAAAUGACCAUGAGUUCAUGCAGCAGCCAUGGACAGGAUUUACGUUUCAGAUCAGCUUUGUGAAAGGCUGGGGCCAAUGCUACACUAGACAGUUCAUCAGCAGUUGCCCAUGCUGGUUGGAGGUUAUUUUAAAUAACCGAUAACUCAAGACAGAGUG
Molecule: messenger RNA, 1874 nt
Organism: Melospiza georgiana
Lineage: Eukaryota; Metazoa; Chordata; Aves; Passeriformes; Passerellidae
Product: mothers against decapentaplegic homolog 7-like
Exons: 8
Coding region: 1-1860 (619 amino acids)
Biological process (GO): regulation of transcription by RNA polymerase II; cell differentiation; transforming growth factor beta receptor signaling pathway
Cellular component (GO): heteromeric SMAD protein complex
Molecular function (GO): transcription regulator inhibitor activity; I-SMAD binding
Source: RefSeq, a predicted model, not a curated record